CCUUUCCGAACAUGCAAAAUGAAUCCUUGGCAUUAGGAGUUGUGAAAUAUAUCCAGAAAUUGUACCUGGAGGUACAGUUACCACAUGGGUUUCUGGGCCGAGUUAAUAUAUAUGAUGUGAGUGAUAAGUAUACUGAACUUCUAAGGAAAUCUGCAGAAACUGGUAUAAUACAGGAUAAUCUUGUCGAACUUUCAGACAUGUUCAGAGUUGGCCAAACUGUCAGGUGCUUCAUUAAGGAGGCUGACAGCAGUCAUACGAGUGGUUCCAAUAAGAAAUAUCUCGUCUCGUUAAAUCCGAAGAUGGUGAAUAAAGCUGUGAUAUCCAAGAAUGUGAAACCUCAUAUGGUGUUUGUUGGUUCAGUCGUUAGUGUAGAAGAUCACGGAUACAUACUAGAUGCUGGUGUAUCCAGGAUGAAUUGUUUCUUACCCAGAGACCAAGUUGAUGCGAACCUUGAUAUUGGUAGCUUGAUUCCUUUUACUCUACUCGUGCCGGAUCCACAAGUAAAUAGCACUUGUGAACGAGUUUUGAAAGUAACUACUCGUUUGGAUUCAACUUUAUCUGUGUUGAAUCCUGAUUCUUGUAUAAACUUUGACUGUAUACUCCCUGGUACUUGUCUUCACGCCUCAAUUGUAAAGAAGGUCACAUCGACUCUAGUCGCAGAGUUCUCAGAACACUUUAUUUCAAUCUCGCGCACACACUACAUCGGAAACAAAGAAGACUAUCAAAUAGGAGCCAAUGUUAUUGUUUGUGUCAUAUUGGUGGAUCCCAGUACAAAACAAUUAACAGGCUCUCUGCUUCCUCAUCUAGUCAAUCCGAUUCCUUCCGUCCUCAAUAUUUCAGACAUGCUGUCCAAGUGUUCUGUUGGUACACGUUUCUCGAGUUCAUUAGUAGAGCGUGUAAAUAAACGUGCUAUUCUUGUCAAAUUACCUAAAACAAAUGGAUUCAAAGCAGUUAUCAGAGUAUGUAAACCAUUACUGGCUGGUUUUGUUUUUCUCCCUAAACCUGACACGUUUUCUAAUAUCGUAAUAAAUCUCCGAAUGUGUCAAUCGUCAUAUUGA
Molecule: messenger RNA, 1058 nt
Organism: Schistosoma turkestanicum
Lineage: Eukaryota; Metazoa; Platyhelminthes; Trematoda; Strigeidida; Schistosomatidae
Source: the annotation of a GenBank genome assembly